AUGGAGCAAUUACUUCCGAGGGAUCCUCUGGGCAUCUUGCCCGAGGUGGAUGAAGAUGAGAAGGCGACACAGCAGGACGGAGCCUUGUCCACAGCAGCCUUGAUCACGAUUUCCACUGUGGUGGCCUCCACACUCACCCUUGUGAUCUUGGUGGUCGUGAUGAAGAAGCGCAGAACCAAGAAGGCAGUCAAAGCGCUUGCUAUGCUGGCUGCCCGGGAAUCAUUAGAGCUGGGCAUCGCCACGGAGUACUUGUUGGAGACAUUCCCACGAGAGGCUCAAACUGCAUCAGGAGCGUCGAACCCAAACUUCUAUGAGCUGUGCGAGUUCGUGGCCAUCGGCCCCAGUGGCAAGGGCUUUGGCAAAAUCUGCCCACGUGAUGGCAAGGUGAACUGCAGCAUUGUGGAUGCCUUGGAAACGCCCAGGCGAGGGAAAGCUACUCACUUCGUCUCCUGGUGUUGGGCGUAUUCUUUGGACGAUGUGGUGGACGCCAUCCGAAGCUGGACGCAGUCCUCCAACGCUCCUCCGUCGACCCACAUCUGUUUGUGGAUGUGUUUCUUCUGCAACAAUCAGUACAGGAUCCUGGAGGAGCGCAGCGCCACGGGCUCCGCGGAAUUGCAAACCGUCUUCGAGGCCCACCUCGCCGCUGCAGGUCAGAUGGUAGUCAUCCUGGACUCGUUCCUGCAGCCCCACUACUACUCGCGAGCCUGGUGUUUGUUUGAGACCUAUGUGUGCAUCCAGCAAGGAUACCCACGCAGAAUCUUGUUGCCGAGUCGGGAACUCGAGGCUUUCAAGGAGACCAUCGAGACGAGCGGACCAGCCCCGAUACGACAAAGGAUUCAAGGCAUCGAUCUACGAAGAGCGGAGGCUUCAGUCAAGGCCGACGACGACGUCAUCAAGAGCAUGAUCUCCAACACCUGCGGCUUCGACACGGUUAACCAGGUCGUACGAAGAGAGAUCUUGAAGUGGGUCUUGUAUGCGUUCGAGCAGUACUUGAGCGAACCCCAAGCUGGCUGA
This is a messenger RNA of Symbiodinium natans, 1014 nucleotides long. NCBI's taxonomy places the organism in Eukaryota, Dinophyceae, Suessiales, Symbiodiniaceae. The record is from the annotation of a GenBank genome assembly.